AUGGAAGCAUUUGAGGGAUUGAACUACAUUGCACAAGAAGCAAUAGCGAUACGUUUAAGACAGCCUCAAGCGACGCAGGCGCAUAUAAGGCAAAGUAGUGCUGGGGCUAUACUCUCUGGAUUGGGUGGUGAAGAGGAGGCAAAGACGGAAGCGAAAAAAAGUUCGAAGCUUUUUGGACUGGAUGCGUUACCCUCGCCAUCGUAUCUCUCGAAGCUCGCGGAGGGCCUUCUCAAGCAUGAGAAGGUCUUCCUAUCACCAAACAUCCUCGCGAUAUACAUCCACAUACAGCGACUCCUUGCCCGACCCAAGACCAUUCCAGAAGCGCUCUACCUCUACGCGAACAAACCAGUCCCCGUCGAAGGUUCUUCGCCUCCCAAGUUCUCACGACCUUCUCCCAAGUCAGCAAAGCAGGCUAUUCCAGCCGAUCUCGCCGACGCAGCGCUCACCGCGGCAAUCGACGCGAAAGAUCUUUCUUUAGCCCUGGAUGUUGUUGACCACAGUUAUCGCGCUCCUGCGUGGCGGCGGCACCGCAUAGUCACAAAGCUGGGGUUGCCCGGUAUCUUGACGGCUAUCACCCCACUUGCUCUCUACAUGAUCGCCCAGGAACUAUCCGUAUACAGCGGCUUUAUCGACCCUUGGACUUUUAAGCUAUACGCUUUCAUGGGCAUGAGCACGUAUGUUAUGUGUACGGGAACGCUCGGAUUCGUGGCCCUGACGACAUACAACGAUCACCACGACCGAGUUGUCUGGCGACCUGGUGUUCCACUGCUUGAUCGAUAUCUGAGAGAGGAUGAGCGAGCGGCCUUGGACCGCAUAGCCUGUGCGUGGGGUUUCAAGGAAGUGUGGAGGCGAGGUGAUGAAGAGGGCGAGGACUGGGAGGGUUUGAGGCAGUGGAUCUUGCUCCGGGGUAUGGUUCUUGACAAGCCAGAUCUGAUGCCUGGUAUGAACCCUGGAAGAUAG
Alternaria arborescens is the source of this 960-nucleotide messenger RNA. RefSeq lists its product as hypothetical. Bases 1 to 960 code for a protein of 319 amino acids. Lineage: Eukaryota; Fungi; Ascomycota; Dothideomycetes; Pleosporales; Pleosporaceae. The record is from RefSeq and is a predicted model, not a curated record. The transcript has a single exon.